AUGGUGACAGGCUCGGCGCGGGGUUCCCGCAGCCGGGACCAAGCCGCGCCGGCCCCCGUAGCGCCGGCCCCAGUCGGGCGGCGCGGCGGGGCGGCAGCGGCGGCGGUGCUGGCGGGGCUGUGCGCCCUCUGCUACGGCAACUCCCUGCGGGGCGAGUUCGUGCACGACGACGUCUGGGCCAUCGUGAACAACCCCGACGUGAGGGCGUCCGCCCCCGUCGCCUCCGCCUUCGCCAAUGACUUCUGGGGCAAGCGGAUGGCCGAGAACACCAGCCACAAGUCCUACCGCCCCCUCUGCGUCCUCACCUUCAAGUUAAACAUUUUGCUGGCUGGUAUGAACCCCUUCUAUUUCCAUGCCGUGAAUGUAAUUUUACACUGUUUAGUGACUCUUGUGCUGAUGUACACUUGUGACAAAGCUGUGUUCAAGGACUGUCGACUCGCUUUUGUCACGGCGCUGUUCUUUGCUGUGCAUCCCAUUCACACCGAAGCUGUAACAGGUAUAGUAGGCAGAGCUGACGUCCUAGCCUGUCUACUCUUUCUGUUGGCUUUUCUCUCCUAUAAUAGGAGUGUGGAUCAUCUUUAUGUUGGGGAACAUUUCCCUCCCACUGCCUCCCCAUUCUUCUUGCUGCUUAGUUUAUUCCUUGGGACGUGUGCAAUGCUGGUGAAAGAAACUGGAGUCACUGUGUUUGGUGUGUGCUUGGUUUAUGACUUCUUUUCCCUCUCCUGCAAUGGACUCAAACUGAGAAACGGGGGAAUCCAACAGAGAUCUGCCCGGCAGCCCGUGGCUUCUCCUUCUGCCUCGCUGCAGGUCCCUCCAGCUGGCCGGGAGAAUGGGAAGCAUCGCUUUGCUCACCGGAGCACCUGGAGCUCCUGCCACCCAGCGUCACCCCAGGAGCAGCGCAGCAGUGGCCUCUCUGUGCCCAGCAAAGCCAUGUGGGCCAUCCGGAGCUACCUGACUGCAAAUAACAACCAGAAUUUCUUGUAUACUGCAAGGCCUUUUUUGAAGAGAGCUGCUUUGGUGAUAAGCUAUGUGAUUCUUGUGUUGUAUUUCCGCCUCUGGAUAAUGGGAGGAUCGAUGCCUAUGUUUUCAGAGCAAGACAAUCCAGCUUCAUUCUCACCAUAUUUACUGACAAGGUUUCUCACUUAUUCCUACCUUCUGGCCUUCAACGCAUGGCUUCUGCUGGCACCCAUCACCCUGUGCUAUGACUGGCAGGUUGGCAGCAUCCCUUUGAUCGAGUCACUCUGGGAUGUCAGGAACUUAGCCACAGUGUUCCUGGUGCUGGUGAUGGCAUUAAUCAGCCUGCACUGCAUAGCUGCAUUCAAGAAACUGGAACACAAAGAAGUUUUGGUUGGCUUGUUGUUCCUGGUUUUCCCAUUCAUCCCAGCCAGCAACCUCUUCUUCAGGGUGGGAUUUGUGGUGGCAGAGCGAGUCCUUUACAUGCCGAGUAUGGGAUACUGCAUCCUUUUUGUCCAUGGUCUAAAAAAGCUGUCUACAUUGUUAAAUAAGUGGAGGAUUGCUGUUCUGACCCUCUUUGCUUUACUGCUGCUGCUCUUCUCUUGGAAGACCGUGAAACAGAAUGAAAUCUGGCUGUCACGAGAAUCCCUGUUCAGCUCAGGAGUGAAGACCCUGCCCCACAAUGCCAAGGUGCACUACAACUAUGCCAAUUUUCUGAAAGACCAGGGCCGUAAUGCUGAGGCCAUCUACCACUACAAAACUGCUCUCAAACUGUACCCUCGUCACGCAAGUGCUCUCAACAACUUGGGAACCUUGACCAAAGAUGUGGUGGAGGCAAAGGACUACUAUAGGCGGGCUCUUCAAUUAAACCCUCAGCACAAUCGAGCUCUCUUCAAUCUUGGAAACCUGCUCAAAUCCCAAGGGAAGAAGGAAGAAGCUGUAAUCUUACUGCGGGACUCCAUUAAGUACGGCCCCGAUUUUGCAGAUGCUUACUCAAGCCUGGCCUCGCUGCUGGCUGAACAGGAACGGCUUAAGGAAGCAGAGGAGGUCUAUAAGGCUGGCAUAGAGAAUUGCCCAGAGAGCUCUGAUCUCCAUAACAACUAUGGUGUUUUCUUGGUUGAUACUGGGGCUCCUGAGCGAGCUGUGUCCCACUACAGGCAGGCCAUCCUCCUGAGCCCCACUCACCACGUGGCCAUGGUGAACCUGGGCAGGCUUCACCGCUCCCUGGGGCAGAACAAAGAGGCUGAAGCAUGGUACAAGCGGGCACUGAAGGUAUCCCGAAAGGCUGAAAUCCUGUCUCCACUGGGGGCUCUGUAUUACAACACGGGGCGGUAUGAAGAAGCUUUGCAGGUUUACAGAGAAGCAGCAUCACUGCAGCCUUUCAACAGAGAGAUCCGACUGGCACUGGCUCAGGUUUUAGCAAUGAUGGGGAGGACGAAAGAAGCUGAAAAGAUGACAAACCAUAUCCUUAACGAGGAUGCAGAGUGUCUGGAGUGCUACCGCCUUCUCUCAGCCAUCUACAGCAAGCAGGAGCACUACACCAAGGCACUUGAAGCUAUAGAAAAAGCUCUUCAGCUAAAACCAAAGGAUCCAAGAGUCAUAUCAGAGCUCUUUUUCACUAAAGGAAACCAGCUAAGAGAACAGAAUCUCCUUGACAAGGCUUUUGAGAGCUACAAACGGGCUGUGGAACUCAACCCUGACCAAGCACAGGCCUGGAUGAAUAUGGGAGGCAUUGAGCACAUCAAGGGGAGCUACAUCACUGCCCGUGGCUACUAUGAGAAAGCCUUACAGCUGGUUCCAAACAGCAAGUUGCUGAAGGAGAAUCUGGCAAAGCUGGAUCGCUUGGAGAAACGUUUUCAGGAAGUUCAGGAGAAAGACCAAACAUAGCAUUCAGUCACCAGUGGAAGGAAACUCGUACCCCUUGGAGAAGAGUGUGGAGGAAGCCUGAUGCUCAGAAUGAUGAUGAAGGAACUUGGAUGGGACUCAGAAGGCAGAUUUUGAAUGCAUGCUUAUGUUUGACCAAAGUUGCAGGAGACACUGGGCUCCUGUGGGACGUGCUGGAGAAUGAAUGAAACCCUUUCUUUAAUCAAGAUUCAUGUUUAGGCUGAACCCAUUUUCAUUAAACUGGGAGUGCAGGUGGGACCUAUAGCUACAGUAUCUUGGUUAUAACUGGGGAAAUGAUGGAGACAAAGCACUCACCCAUUGCAGCAGGGGUGAAGUGGCACCUCCUGCUACUCAACACAGGCUCACUUCAUCCACAUAGAGUACCACUGAUGGGCUUCAUUGCAAAUACUGCCAGGCCCUUCUGAGCCAGGAAAGAUGGUCACAUAAAAAGGUUUUUUCAGGGGGUUAAUGUUGAGGAAAUUGUGACCACUUUUGCAGUUCUAAAUGUGACUUGAAAAUUAUUCUAAAAAAGGGAAAAUGAUACCUGAGUAUCACCCUAGAAGAAUGAUUCUACAAAUAGGACAAAUGAUCCUUUGACAGAAAACCUCACCUGAAUGUUUUACUCAUAAAUUAUUCUGUAGUAAUUCAGGUUCAUGAUGCCAUUAUUGUUAAAUAUCAUAUGGCUUUACCCUUUGCCCUCUCUCUCCAGACCAAAUAAUUAUUACUCUGAAAAAAAUGGAAGCAUCCAAAGGCAAUGGGAAGCUCUUGAAUUACUUGUCUUCCUGUCCAUUGCCCAGUAAAAAAACCAAACAACUAAACAACUAGCAAACAAUAUGAUCAAUAAAGGGGGCAAAGUAAAGCCACAUUAAAAUGACAGAAGAUUUCCUAGCCUGGAAAGUUGCUAAAGAGGCAUUUCUAAUUGGUGUGCAGGGACAGAACCCAUUUAUCAUGGUGAUAACACUGACAAAACAUUAUAUCAAAGUGUUCUCACCCCUCCCCCCAAAGACACAGAAAAUUACCUAUAGCUAAUCAGUUAUAAAUCUAUAUUUUAAAAUACUGGAGUGGGAAAACAAAUUCUUUUCUGAAUUGGGGCUUUUAUUUUUUAGCUUUAUUUAUUUAACUUAUAAUAGUCAAAUAAUUAAUAUAUUUUUCAGUUUUAUACGAAUUGGGCAGUAUCCAUCACAGCUGGCCACGUGGCUGGGUGUUGUGACUUGUAUUGUCUGAAGUCAGAAAAAUGUAGGACCACAGAGAUGUGCUUGAAUAACUCCCCCUAAUGAUGCUUCCAAAGCAUAUGGCUGCAGAGCACAUUGGACCAUACUGUCACUGCAAUAGCAGCACUUCUGCUGCUUCCACCAGAGUCUGUACUAGUUCACAGAGCAUGUUAAUGAUGCCACUACCUUUGGGUUUGGACAUCAGACUAGGUCAACAGUUUUUUCCUCUAACAGCAGGAGGGUAGCAUAGAGGUUGUUAUAUUUGAGCUUGAUUGUGGGCAAUCCCAACAGAAAAGCAGCCCAGGGCUUGGCAUUAUUAGUAAUGAGCAGCUCAGAUUAGCUAUGCAAUGCCUGGCUACACAUCUGCCAGGAAAAACUUGAGUGGUGGUGACCCAUGUGGUGCCCGGGUUGAGGUUUUCCUGACCAUGGCACCUUGGGAAUCUCCAGAUUCAGUCAUCAUGAUGGGGCAGCUGUGUGCUGGUGGUUCUGAUAACUCCAUUUAAAAACUUUGUGUCCGGCCACUACUUGUAGUCAAAUUACUGACAAAUUAUUAACAUGGCUCUGUCUGUAUUUGGAGCUCAGAGGGAAUCCAGAGUGGUGAAGAUGUCUGUCCUGCUCGGGCUUGUGGACCUGCUAGAGCCUUGAAUGUGCUCCCACUGAGAUGAGGCUGGACUUGGGGGGUCCCUGUUGGCCAAAGAGAGUGGCCAAUGCCUACAGCUGAGCAGAGGUGGGAGUGAAAGACCCUUCUGGGGAGAAGGUGGUGACAUAUUUCUGGGCUGCCUCCCUUCAAACCAGCUUCUGAAGGGAGCAGCUGGGAAAACCCCAAGCAAUUCUUCUGCUGGUGAACUUUUCCUUCUCCUCCCAGCCCACAGCAGCCUACUUUGCUUUCUGGGGCUGGGGGCAGGUUGGAGAUGGUGGGGAUGGGUCAGCCACCCUUGUCUUUUCACACAAUUUUAUGGCCAUGGACUUGCUGACCUGAUGUUUCUGUAGGUUCCCCACUGUAUGCCACACAUGGAAUUAGCUUUGCAGAGCCCCUUCUGCCAGGAUGUCCAGGAGGAGAAUGAGGCUUGUGUCAGCAAAGUCCUGUUGGAUGGGGAAACCAAAGCUGAAAUGUCCUCUGGGAGCAGUCAGUUCCCCACUGCUCAUUGAUAAGUUGUAGGACCAUUAAGCUCUCUGCUUCACUCCAAGGUGAGUUUGCCUUCAGGGCAGCUUCACCAAAGCCCUGUGUGCCUGGGCUGGCAGUGAGGCUGGGGGCUGGCAGAGCUGUGUUUGGUGCAGCCCCCCACAGGGGACACAUCUGCAGAGUGCAUCAACAGCGACCUGAAAUGUGGGGGACAGAGUUGGGGGAUGAUACGUCUCAUUUUAGAAAGUGUAUCAGCUAUAAACUUUGCCUCAUAAAGAUAUAUUAAAUGAAUGCUAUAUAUUCUGUAUGCCCCACAUCGGUGUGGCUUUAAAUUGUGGCUGAAAAAAAAUGUAUUUUUUUUUCAAAUAUAGAAGAAGUAUUUUUUAUAGUAAUGCAAUGUGAGGGGGAAGACUUCAUUUUGUGUUUUUAACUUAGGCUUAAAUCACUUUGUCUUUCCUGAGAGACCUGGUAGAAAUUAUUGGCUUGGUUUUGGUCUAGAACACGAUCAAAGCCACCUUGACCAAUGCAGAUGUAAAAGUAUAACAUAGCUUUGGGUGUCCCCCUUCCAGAUCCAGGAGAAUGAUUACCAUUUUUGCAACACUGUCUUACUUAUGUAGAAUAACAGAAAGGUGAGACCACCCCCCUAGUGAGGGAAGUGGUUUGGUUGGAAGGCAGGGCUGUGCUCAUCCCCUUGCCAGAUCUGGGCACGGAGCUUGAUCUCCAGUUGAACUUGGUGAUGCUUAUAUGCUGAAAGGAUGACUCUCCACAUUUUGGAGCUGGGUUUAUGGUAGUCAUGGAGAGAGGAGGGCUUGGUAAUGAACCCCUCUUUUCUGAACCAGCACUUUAUUACCCCAUCUAUGCAGUGUUAUGGUCUGCAAACUGGCAGCAUAUCUGGAGAACGAUUCCGACCAUGAACUACCAAAGCAGUUAAACCCUCGUGAAGUUUUGGGCUGAUUCCCUGUCUCAUUGGCAUCCGUGCUGAAAUGCUGUGUUUGUUCAGGACAUUAAUCUUGUGAAAAGUUUAUUGCAGACUAAGAAGAAGAAUGGAGUAUGAUAUGAAAUGGGUUACCUCCACCAAAAUGGAAUGCUAUUGUGGAAGAUAAAUUGAGCAACUUACCUUGUGAUAAACUGGAUAUUAUCCUAAUUAAUCACAGGAAAUUUCCUCUUCCUCUAGCAUCGCACAGCUUCUAAAAUAAUGAGUUAUAAAUACAUUGCUUUCUGCCAACUUCAGUGCUCAGCAUGGUUCACAGAGAUUACAAAUUAAUAAAUGGCUGAAGCUGUACCUGGUGGGGGAGAGUUUGUUCUCUCUGCAAGCUGCAUUGGCUGUACCUCAGUGCUCACCAAUAUUAAUGUGUAGAAUUAACAGAAAGCUGGUUAGACAGGACUCUCAUGGACUCACUGUGCAUUUUAAUUCUAAAUGAAAAGCAUAAUAAUUGUGUUGCUUUUCCCCAUGAAUAAUAUUUCCAACUGGUGGAUUUUGUUUUCAUUUUAUUGCUUAUUUAGUGUCCAGCAUUCUUUGCUUCCAUUCCUCCUCUAUCCCCCAGGAUAAAAUAUGCAGUGGGGGCAUUUUCUCUCUCCCAUAGGCUGCUUGGACUAGAUUUUCCUACAAAUGUGCAGGCAACUUGUUUUGGACAAACAGUAAGAGAAUGCAGCAGUGCAAAUGGCCUUCAUUCCAGACAUCUCAAUGUGGAUGGGGGGGUGUGCAUGCAGGCAGAUGGGUAGAAGAUGUCUAAGUUAAAAAAAAAGAAAAUAAGAGCCUAACUUGCAGGGCACACUGGAUAUUCCCUAAAAUUAUCUCCAAAGACUGAAAGCUUCUCAAGUUAUAGAAUGAGAUAUCAUGUACAAUAUUUGGUGAAAGAAGAUAAUUGUCAUUCUUAUUUCAAUAAUUAGGCAAUUUAGAAUAUAAUUGUAUGAUCUUUUGCCCAAAUUGUCCUCCAACUCAGUGAAACAAUUGGAGUGCUUAAGUCUUUUCAAUCUGUAUGUGAUUAAUUUGCCCAAGUGCUCAAUUUAUAUCUUUCAUGUCUGCAAUUAUGCAGUCUUGGGAAAAAAUUAGCCCUUAGAGGGUUUUUCUCUCAUACCUUCAGUCUCCUGCAGCAAUUUCAUACUGCACCAUUUUGCUUUCAUGUACAUUUAAAUCCAACAGCGGGUGGGAAAAAAAAUUAAAAAGUGCUUGGCAUUCACUAGUGUUUCAAUGUGGCAGUUGCUUCAGGUAAUCUUGAUAACUGUGCAAAAGUUCAUUGCCAUGUUUGUACUGACUUGCUGAAAAUUUGUUUCCUCUGGAAAAUACCCCCAGUGGCUUCUACAACUGUAGUACUGCAGAAAUCUCUACCUGAAGUGGAUGUUACACUGGGUGUCUCUCAUGUGGGAGAUGUUUGCAUUGCCUGUUGUUCAUAUGGUUCUUAUUUCUGUAUCUAUUUUUUUUUCUAAUCAGUUGUGCAUAUCUUUAAAAAAAAACAACACAAACCAACAACAAGAAGACAGCCCAUGGAUUAGACACCCUUAAAAAAAAUAAAUUCACACAUAGCAGCUGCUGGAUGUAUGUCAGUGGUACAGGAAUUUGCAGUCUUUGCUUUUUUUCACUGUGGGAUUUAUGGCUAGAUUUCACAUUAAGGAGUUAUGCUCAAAGUCUUUGCAAAAAAAAAUUGUAUGUAAAUGUCUAUUUUAUAUAAAAAGUAAGAAAAA
Calypte anna (Anna's hummingbird) is the source of this 7854-nucleotide messenger RNA. It is a transcript of the gene TMTC1, whose product is annotated as transmembrane O-mannosyltransferase targeting cadherins 1. Gene Ontology annotation, molecular function: protein binding; mannosyltransferase activity. The transcript has 20 exons. The record is from RefSeq and is a predicted model, not a curated record. The coding region runs from base 1 to 2841 and encodes 946 amino acids. Gene Ontology annotation, biological process: protein O-linked glycosylation via mannose. Lineage: Eukaryota; Metazoa; Chordata; Aves; Apodiformes; Trochilidae.